Parastagonospora nodorum SN15 is the source of this 489-nucleotide messenger RNA. RefSeq lists its product as hypothetical. Gene Ontology annotation, cellular component: trans-Golgi network. Lineage: Eukaryota; Fungi; Ascomycota; Dothideomycetes; Pleosporales; Phaeosphaeriaceae. The transcript has 4 exons. Bases 1 to 489 code for a protein of 162 amino acids. The record is from RefSeq and is a predicted model, not a curated record.
AUGUCGGUCCACCCCCAAGUCACCUUCACACAAUACCCGUCUGCCGUCGAGGACGACAUCCGACGACCAUCCUACCCUGACGACAUGUCUACCACAUCAUCGGGUUCCUCAGUCAGCGAACACGACCAUGCUAAAACCGAUCCCUCUCUGCACCCUCGCCCGCGUCUUGUCCCAAACAUUGAGCUUAAAGAGGAAGAAUACGACGAUGGCGAUGCCCGCACCAUGAGUCCGCGACGAAGCAGUGAGGAGAUUGAGAAGAUGGGCCAAGAUGCGCGACAAGCAUUGAUAGAACAAGCGAAACAACUCCAAGCAAGCCUCAUGGAGAUUGUUGACCGCGUGGAAGUGGUCAAGAAUGAACACGAGAAGCUAGAGGGCGGCAACCGCUUCCUCCAGUCGUACAUUGGUGAACUAAUGCAGACCAGCAAGAUUACGUCCAGCGGUGCGGGCAAGAUCACCAAAGGAAAAGGAAAAGGUCGCGUCAUCAAAUAA